Rhinopithecus roxellana (golden snub-nosed monkey) is the source of this 4021-nucleotide messenger RNA. It is a transcript of the gene BDNF, whose product is annotated as brain derived neurotrophic factor. The transcript has 2 exons. Gene Ontology annotation, biological process: nerve development; nerve growth factor signaling pathway; memory. NCBI's taxonomy places the organism in Eukaryota, Metazoa, Chordata, Mammalia, Primates, Cercopithecidae. Gene Ontology annotation, molecular function: growth factor activity; nerve growth factor receptor binding. The record is from RefSeq and is a predicted model, not a curated record. The coding region runs from base 188 to 1102 and encodes 304 amino acids.
AGAGCUAAAUAAUGUCUGACCGGGGCGCAAAGCGCAGCCUGGAGCUCCGGGUCCCAGCCGCUGCCGCCGCCGCGCCCGGGCGCACCCGCCCGCUCGUUGUCCCGCGCACCCGGUAGCGCCUCGGGCUCCCGGGCCGGACAGAGGAACCGGCCCGGUGCGCCUCCCAUCUCCUGCUCGGGGAGCUUUAAUGAGACACUUGAAUGCAGCUGCCACCGCUGCUGUGGGGCCGGCGGGGAGCAGCACCGCGACGGGGACCCGGGCUGGGCUCUGGAGCCAGAAUCGGAACCACGAUGUGACUCCGCCGCCGGGGACCCGUGAGCUUUGUGUGGACCCCGAGUUCCACCAGGUGAGAAGAGUGAUGACCAUCCUUUUCCUUACUAUGGUUAUUUCAUACUUUGGUUGCAUGAAGGCUGCCCCCAUGAAAGAAGCAAACAUCCGAGGACAAGGUGGCUUGGCCUACCCAGGUGUGCGGACCCAUGGGACUCUGGAGAGCGUGAAUGGGCCCAAGGCAGGUUCAAGAGGCCUGACAUCAUUGGCUGACACUUUUGAACACGUGAUAGAAGAGCUGUUGGAUGAGGACCAGAAAGUUCGGCCCAAUGAGGAAAACAAUAAGGACGCAGACUUGUAUACGUCCAGGGUGAUGCUCAGUAGUCAAGUGCCUUUGGAGCCUCCUCUUCUCUUUCUGCUGGAGGAAUACAAAAAUUACCUGGAUGCUGCAAACAUGUCCAUGAGGGUCCGGCGCCACUCUGACCCUGCCCGCCGAGGGGAGCUGAGCGUGUGUGACAGUAUUAGCGAGUGGGUAACGGCGGCAGACAAAAAGACUGCAGUGGACAUGUCGGGCGGGACGGUCACAGUCCUUGAAAAGGUCCCUGUAUCGAAAGGCCAACUGAAGCAAUACUUCUACGAGACCAAGUGCAAUCCCAUGGGUUACACAAAAGAAGGCUGCAGGGGCAUAGACAAAAGGCAUUGGAACUCCCAGUGCCGAACUACCCAGUCGUACGUGCGGGCCCUUACCAUGGAUAGCAAAAAGAGAAUUGGCUGGCGAUUCAUAAGGAUAGACACUUCUUGUGUAUGUACAUUGACCAUUAAAAGGGGAAGAUAGUGGAUUUAUGUUGUAUAGAUUAUAUUGAGACAAAAAUUAUCUAUUUGUAUAUAUACAUAACAGGGUAAAUUAUUCAGUUAAGAAAAAAAUAAUUUUAUGAACUGCAUGUAUAAAUGAAGUUUAUACAGUACAGUGGUUCUACAAUCUAUUUAUUGGACAUGUCCAUGACCAGAAGGGAAACAGUCAUUUGCGCACAACUUUAAAAAGUCUGCAUUACAUUCCUUGAUAAUGUUGUGGUUUGUUGCCGUUGCCAAGAAUUGAAAACAUAAAAAGUUUAAAAAAAAUAAUAAAUUGCAUGCUGCUUUAAUUGUGAAUUGAUAAUAAACUGUCCUCUUUCAGAAAACAGACACACACACAGACACAACAAAAAUUUGAACCAAAACAUUCCGUUUACAUUUUAGACAGUAAGUAUCUUCGUUCUUGUUAGUACUAUAUCUGUUUUACUGCUUUUAACUUCUGAUAGCGUUGGAAUUAAAACAAUGUCAAGGUGCUGUUGUCAUUGCUUUACUGGCUUAGGGGAUGGGGGAUGGGAGGGGUAUAUUUUUGUUUGUUUUGUGUUUUCUUUUUUGUUUGUUUGUUUUGUUUUUUAGUUCCCACAGGGAGUAGAGAUGGGGAAAGAAUUCCUUCAAUAUGUAUUCUGGCUGAUAAAAGAUACAUUUGUAUGUUGUGAAGAUGUUUGCAAUAUCAAUCAGAUGACUGGAAAGUAAAUAAAAAUUAAGGCAACUGAACAAAAAAUGCUCACACUCCACAUCCUGUGAUGCACCUCCCAGGCCCCGCUCAUUCUUUGGGCAUUGGUCAGAGUAAGCUGCUUUUGACGGAAGGACCUAUGUUUGCUCAGAACACAUUCUUUCCCCCACUCCCCCUCUGGUCUCCUCUUUGUUUUGUUUUAAAGAAGAAAAAUUAGUUGCGCGCUCUGAAAUAUGUUACCACUGCUGUGAACAAGUGGACACAUCGUGUCACAUCAUGACACUCAUAGUAUAAGCAUGGAGAACAGUGAUUUUUUUUUUUUUUUAGAACAGAAAACAACAAAAAAUAACCCCAAAAUGAAGAUUAUUUUUUAUAAGGAGUAAACAUUUGCAUAAAUCAUGGUAAAGCUUAAAAAAACUCAUGGUAAGGCUUAACAAUGUCUUGCAAGCAAAAGGUAGAGCCCUGUAUCAACCCAGGAACACCUAGAUCAGAACAGGAAUCCACAUUGCCAGUGACAUGAGACUGAACAGCCAAAUGGAGGCUAUGUGGAGCUGGCAUAGCAUUUACCAGCAGUGCGGGAGGAAUUUCUGAGUGGCCACCCCAAGGUCUAGGUGGAGGUGGGGCAUGGUAUUUGAGACAUUCCAAAAGGAAGGCCUCUGAAGGACCCUUCAGAGGUGACUCUGGAAUGACAUGUGUCAAGCUGCUUGGACCUCGUGCUUUAAGUGCCUACAUUAUCUAACUGUGCUCAAGAGGUUCUCGACUGGAGGACCACACUCAAGCCGACUUAUGCCCUCCAUCCCACCUCUGGAUAAUUUUGCAUAAAAUUGGAUUAGCCUGGAGCAGGUUGGGAGCCAAAUGUGGCAUUUGUGAUCAUGAGAUUGAUGCAAUGAGAUAGAAGAUGUUUGCUACCUGAACACUUAUUGCUUUGAAACUAGACUUGAGGAAACCAGGGUUUAUCUUUUGAGAACUUUUGGUAAGGGGAAAGGGAACAGGAAAAGAAACCCCAAACUCAGGCUGAAUGAUCAAGGGGACCCAUAGGAAAUCUUGUCCAGAGACAAGACUUCGGGAAGGUGUCUGGACAUUCAGAACACCAAGACUUGAAGGUGCCUUGCUCAAUGGAAGAGGCCAGGACAGAGCUGACAAAAUUUUGCUCCCCAGUGAAGGCCACAGCAACCUUCUUCCCAUCCUGUCUGUUCAUGGAGAGGGUCCCUGCCUCACCUCUGCCAUUUUGGGUUAGAAGUCAAGUUGGGAGGCUGAAAUAGUGGUUCUUGGAAAAAUGGAUCCCCACUGAAAACUAGUGCUCUAAGCCCAUUCAGCCCAUUUCACACCUGAAAAUGUUAGUGAUCACCACUUGGACCAGCAUCCUUAAGUAUCAGAAAGCCCCAAGCAAUUGCUGCAUCUUAGUAGGGUGAGGGAUAAGCAAAAGAGGAUGCUCACCAUAACCCAGGAAUGAAGAUACCAUCAGCAAAGAAUUACAAUUUGUUCGAUCUUUCUUUUAGAGCUAGUCUGUCUUUCACAGUACCAUCUGAAUACCUCUUUGAGAAGGAAGACUUUACGUAGUAUAACUUUGUUUUGUGUUAUUUGAAAAUAUUAUUUUUGUAAUUAUUUUUAAUAUGUAAGGAAUUCUUGGAAUAUCUGCUGUAUGUUAACUUUAUGCAUCUUUCUUUUGAGGGACGAAUUUAAAACAAACCCCCAUCACAAUCUUAAAGGAUUGCAAGGGCCAGAUCUGUUAAGUGGUUUCAUAGGAGACACAUCCAGCAAUUGUGUGGUCAGUGGCUCUUUUACCCAAUAAGAUACAUCACAGUCACAUGCUUGAUGGUUUAUGUUGACUUAAGAUUUAUUUUGUUAAAAUCUCUCUCUGUUGUGUUCGUUCUUGUUCUGUUUUGUUUUUUAAAGUCUUGCUGUGGUCUCUUUGUGGCAGAAGUGUUUCAUGCAUGGCAGCAGGCCUGUUGCUUUUUUAUGGUGAUUCCCAUUGAAAAUGUAAGUAAAUGUCUGUGGCCUUGUUCUCUCUAUGGUAAAGAUAUUAUUCACCAUGUAAAACAAAAAACAGUAUUUAUUGUAUUUUAGUAUAUUUAUAUAAUUAUGUUAUUGAAAAAAUUGGCAUUAAAACUUAACCGCAUCAGAAGCCUAUUGUAAAUACAAGUUCUAUUUAAGUGUACUAAUUAACAUAUAAUAUAUGUUUUAAAUAUAGAAUUUUUAAUGUUUUUAAAUAUAUUUUCAAAGUACAUAAAA